Messenger RNA from Aphanomyces astaci, 336 nucleotides. RefSeq lists its product as hypothetical. Lineage: Eukaryota; Oomycota; Saprolegniomycetes; Saprolegniales; Verrucalvaceae. Bases 1 to 336 code for a protein of 111 amino acids. The record is from RefSeq and is a predicted model, not a curated record. The transcript has 2 exons.
AUGUGUGCACUUUGGCUGCUGCAUGCGACGCACGCCGACGGCACGGACAUGGACGAGAGCGGCUGCUGCAGAUUUGACUUGAUGCUGCUCAUGUCCAAGGUCGUGUACGCGCUCAGGCUCAAGCGCCUCGUGGUGUGUUUACUCCCGACUUCCUCGCUUCUACGUGGCCGCGGAUCCAGGACUAUGGACUUCCUCGUCAAUGUCGUGGGCACGACCGCGUGCUAUUUGUACAGCUACAUCUCGAUGGCCGGGUGCAUCUUGAGCCUUAACGGCAUUGCGGAAUCGUGGAUACAACCAAUGUCGUUCACCGUUAAGAGGGACGUAGCAGGUUACUAG